Penicillium manginii is the source of this 1224-nucleotide messenger RNA. RefSeq lists its product as uncharacterized. The record is from RefSeq and is a predicted model, not a curated record. Lineage: Eukaryota; Fungi; Ascomycota; Eurotiomycetes; Eurotiales; Aspergillaceae. Bases 1 to 1224 code for a protein of 407 amino acids. The transcript has a single exon.
AUGCGGGAGGAGCAAAGGCCGGAAUGUGUCAAAUCGAAUUGCGAUCGAGGAUCGGACAAUGCAAGGCAGGCUUUCUUCAAGUCGCGGGGUUGGAAGAGGAAGGGCGCGUUCCGUGCGUGUCACGGGAGUGCCAAGGAUUUUCGCGUCUUCGCCGUUUUGGGCCACUCGACUUUAGAUUUUAUGGCCUUGACUUGCUCGAUGGCGUCCAUUCCGAAGUCAAGGGUUGCUGAUAUCCCAUGGCACCAUCUUUUGCGUGCCUCUCUGCGCGAAUGCACCUAUUUACCUGACCCCGUUGCCCGGUCUUACAUGCGUGACUAUGUUCUGGACCGAUAUCGCCGCGCUUCUGACAAACUCGGCCGACCAGAAAGCCAAAAGCUCCAACGAGCCCGCCAGGGACUGUCAAUACUACGAAGAGCCAAUGAGGGGUUUCAGCUCCCCCUUGAAAAGGUUUUAUUCCUCUCAUACGGUCGUAUUGGCAAGCGACGGCAUGAAAUGCUACACGACUUCAUGAAACCCGCCAUACCAAAGGAUACAGCUGCGGUCAAAGCACUCAUCAAGCAGCCUGCCAAAUUUCAAGAUGGUUGGGAGCCUCCAGCGUUAAUGAAGAGUCUCGCCAACUCCCAGAUGCAGAAUGGAGUGGUGAUGACGAUUCGUCGUCGGCCACGGCUACAAAAACUCGAGCCGCCUAUACCAGAGAAGAAUUCCUGGGGUCGACCAGUGCCUAAGGUGCGUCGAAGGAAUAUCCGCCAAAAAUGGUAUCAGUCGACUCUUUUUUCCCUCUACCCCCCCUUGCCAGAAAAGGAACUUGGCAUCCUAGACGGUCUAUUAUCAAGAACUAUACCCUGGGAACCGGUGAAGCGAAGGGUACUCCCAACCAUCACCCCUUCCCCCUCCACCACCACUGAUAAUACCAUCCUGGAUUUCUUGGUAGAGGGGCCUCAAAAGGGCCACACGUUCCGUGAAUAUGUCCUCGGCCGGCCACACAACUUUACACCCAGAUUCAUGCAUCGCCAAUGGAGGCGCAUUUCUGCACUGGUGCCUCGGAUGUACCACAUUCCCCAGUCUGAUAAAACAUACUUCAGCUGGGAUACACCAAAGCCAAUGCUGGCAGUGAACUCGUCCGUCGUCGCAGAAUCAGACUUGGAUGAUAUCUUUGGGGAAAAAAUUGUUCCAACUCCGAAGCCCAAGCCCAAGCCCAAGCCCAAGACUACCCAGCAGAAUUAA